Messenger RNA from Amphibalanus amphitrite, 3026 nucleotides. Its product is annotated as N-acetyl-D-glucosamine kinase-like. Gene Ontology annotation, molecular function: N-acetylglucosamine kinase activity. Bases 1268 to 2293 code for a protein of 341 amino acids. NCBI's taxonomy places the organism in Eukaryota, Metazoa, Arthropoda, Thecostraca, Balanomorpha, Balanidae. The transcript has a single exon. The record is from RefSeq and is a predicted model, not a curated record.
GAGAUUUGAGAAUGAGCGCAAGCUUGCAAUGAAACGCAUGUAACAUACAGCACCUAUUAACUAUAGGUUAUAGGUUGGAAACGGGAUAGCAAAGCUCUCCCGGUGACACAUUGACACAAUCAAUAUCUGGGAAACCAGAGGUUGGCAAUUUUGACAUUGAAGGACAGCAACCGAGUUCCAGAUGGUAUCACCAAAUCCCCGCACCGGGCAGGUGCUCUCUCAAUAGACUGGCCCCACCGCGCCAUUGAGAGCGAUUUCAAAGCUUAGAGCACAUGGGAAAACGUCGGCAAGCGUUACACUACCGGGUGUGUAACUACCCAGACGCGAAAGUUUCUUUCUCCACACGAUUGGAUGCCUCUGGCUGCAUGCCAAAACCGGUUUCCGACGUGCCAUGGAACGAUUAGAGAUGCAAACGAACUAACCAGGCUUCCGUUUCGUUGCGGCAAGUUCUAAGCAGACCGGAGCCAGAAACCACAGUGGUGAUACUAAACCGAUAACGGUCGACCAAGCACGCCGGCUUUCGACGGCCGGGUGAAAAACCUCUCCGAGGGCUCAGUGAAUGUGACCCGACCCGGCGGCGGUCACGCGCCAUGAACGCCGCUGGUGCGCACAGUCACACCGAUCUGACGGCCGGCGCGGUGCCGCCCCGCUCGCGACGCGACGCGAUCGGGUGAUGAGCGGCCCGAUAGGUCGCCGGGAAAGUGGAACGGGCGGUGGCGGGCGGCGGAGGGCGUGCGGAGGCGGGCGGCGGAGGGCGGGUGGGAGGCGGACACUCCGGCCGGGCGGCGCGCCGUCACUCGCCCGCUCGCCCCCGGACACGGCGCACGCGCCAGUCGCACUCCGACCGACACGCCGGCGGUCGUCGUGUCCCGUACGGUCGGACCGCUCACGCGCACGUGCCAGUUGCUGCGUACGGCGCCAAGUGGCUGGCCAAGGCGACCCAGUGGAGAGAACUGAGUGUUCAGUUGCGUGACUGUGAGUGUGUCUGUGGGACUUUGUCGAAAUCUCUUUUUACUGAGAAGUCUAACCGAACAAGACUCGGCUUCAAACCAGGGAGCAGUCAACUGGAAUCGCCGGCUUGGUGAGCGUAUCGACAGAAAGGAGACAGCUCCGAACAACGCUGGGGUGAAAGUCGACGACACACCUCCAGUCUCGGCGGGAGCAGCUACUUUUCCGUCCUCUCCCAGGUAUCAGCAGUGCCCACAGCUGUGAGCGACCUGUCCGCCAAGGUCACCCGAGCCCAACACACCUACCCCGCUCAUACACCAUGGCGCCGGCGUUCUUCGGCGGAAUCGAGGGCGGCGGCGGGCACUCGUUCGCCAAAAUCAUCAAUGGGGACGGUCGUAUCAUGGGGACCGGCUCGGGGCCGGGCACCAACCUCUACCUGGAGGGUAUGGACGCCACCGUCGAGCGGUUCCACGCGCUCGUCGCCGAGGCACUGACGGCCGCCGGCCUGCCGACCAACACCAAGCUGCGGGCGCUGGGCGUCAGCUCAAGCGGCUGCGAGGCCGAGGAGACCAACGCCAAGCUGAAGCAGAUGCUGAUGUCGCGCUACCCGGGCAUGGCCGAGAGAGUGGUGGUGUGCAGCGACUCUGUGGGCGCCAUCGUCACCGCGUUCCCGCACGGCGGCAUCUGUCUGAUCUCGGGGACGGGCUCCAACAGCCUGCUGCUGAACCCUGACGGCUCGGUGCACCGCUGCGGCGGCUGGUCCUACAUGCUCGGAGACGAGGCCAGCGCCUGGUGGAUCUCGCAGCAGGCCGUCAAAUGGGUCUUUGACGAGGACGACAACCUGCGCACGCCGGUCCACAGCACUGCCAAGGCGCGCGAGUGCAUCAAACGCUACUUCGGCAUCACCGACCGCUUCGGCAUGCUCGACUUUGCCUACACCAACUUCAGCAAGGCGCAGUUUGCGGGUCUGUGCCAGCACCUGGCGGCAGCCGCACACGAGGGCGACCUCUUCUGCCGCGACCUGUUUGCAGAGGCGGGCCGCUGGCUGGGACGGUUCGUGGUGGCGCUGCUGCCGAAUGUCUCGGAGGAGCUGCGCCGCGAGCCCGGCGGUCUCAGCGUGGUCGCUGUCGGCGCCGUGUUCAAGUCCUGGGACCUGAUGCAGGUGGGGUUCGUGCAGCAGGUGUCCACCCACCUCUCGGCGUUCACCCUCCUCCAACUGACCGGCUCGCUGGCGCUGGGCGCCGUCUACAUGGCCGCCAAGGAGGUCGGCUUCGACCUGCCCAAGAACUACGCCCAAAACUCGAUCCCGCUCUGCCGGUGGAACAAGAACACGCCCGGAUGGUAGGCUGGGGCGCAGCCGCGGCCGGCCGACGGGGAGGGUGCGGGGCGCGGGCGCUCCUCCUCCCUGGCGGCCGUAGGCGCGCGCCGGCCGCAGCGGACAUGCGGGUGGGACGUGUGUGUCUGUGCUCGGGAAUCUGGGACAUGUUUGGGGCGUGUUAGUGACGUCAACACCAGUGGAUGGCGGGUGUUGCAACGUCGCAGUCCUGGUAGCGAGACCGGAUGCACGCCUCUAGUCGUCAGGCGCGUGUUAGCUCGUAGACGUCAGAACGCCAGAAAAUGAGAGCGCCUGAGGUAAAUGAAACGUGCAUUCCUGCAAAUCGGAGAUGUGCAAUCGAAUGAUGAUUCGUUUCGUUGACAUUUGUUGACACUUUUUGCUGUUGAUUUGUGCUGCCUUAGCCGGUUGGGUUCGAGCCGCGUAACCGCACCGGCAAUUCGUAGGCUCGGCGAUAGCCAAUUGUUGGGAAAUAUGCACUGAAUCACCGACCUUUUGUAGCGCCUCCCUAUGUCCACGAUGGCGUUAGCGAUCAGCACGUAUGCGAUACAGUCACAGGGAUAAUAAAUGACACUUCAGGGAAGCUAUGUUACGACGGCCUGUGGGUACCGAUAAGAUUACGUCGCUUUCAGAAUUUUCAUUGUUUAACUUCUGAUCCGCAAUAAAGAUAUAUAAUCAGACGCGAAUUGUACUGAGUCUUCUUUCGACAUCCCCUCUUUCUGCAAUAAAACUCGUCCAAAAUGUG